GACGAACAUUGUUUGAGACUGUGGGCUUUCCGUCCCAGAUGACCAUCCCCUCUGCCAUUCCAUUCCUACGUUGACACAUUCAGAGCUAGCCGAGCUAGCUAGGCACCAACAGUUCAACUAGGCAGAGGUAAAACAGGGUGUGUUUCACACAAAUGGCUCAACAUUUACAAUGAAGAAAAUUAAAUCGCCUAUAUCUUUACGACCACUGCGUGCUCAAUGACGGUCUGCCGCGGUCUCAGCGAUUGACAUGGACUCUUGUGAUAAGGAUGUGAAACUGUCAGCCGAAGUGGAGCCGUUUAUCCCACAAAAGAAAGGUCUGGAAGGAGCGCUGGUCACCAUGAGCUUGUCUGGAGGAGAAGGAGGAGGGGGGGUAGAGCCCACCCCAAUCCCCAGCUACCUCAUCACCUGCUACCCUUUUGUCCAGGAGAACCAACCCAACAGACAACAGCACCCCAUGUAUAGCGGAGGAGGGGACCUGCGCUGGCAGCAGCCCAACCCCAGCCCAGGUGGUCCGUACCUAGCUUACCCCAUCCUGUCCUCCCCCCAGCCUCCAGUCUCCAACGACUACACCUACUACCAGAUCAUGCCUGCACCCUGCUCCCCCAUGAUGGGCUUUUACCAGCCCUUCCCAGGAACGUACGCCGGGCCCCUGCAGCCUGGCGUGGUAAACCCUAUAUCAGCUGACGUCAGCGAGAGACCGGCCCCUCUCGGACAGGCGUUUGGACUAGCUAAUCAGAGAGGUGGGAGGGGCAUGGUCAGACCUGCCGUUCUACCCAAGUCUAUGUUCUAUCAGCAGCAGCAGGUGGGGUUGUGUCAGUCCCUGAGGGCCAGAAGGCCCCCCAUGAGGCCUGUAGCUGUCCAGAAGGAGGUGUGUUCCUCUGGGCCAGAUGGACGGACCAAGACAGUCCUACUCGUGGACGCUGCCCAACAGACUGACUUCCCAGGGGACAAUGCGUGUGGUCGUGGUGCGUCGGAGCGGGCCAGCCCCCUGCUGUGGAAGAACCUUCCCCGGAGAAGGCGGGCCUCGCACCCUGCCGAGAGCUCCAGCGAGGCGGACAUCGACAGCGACAGCGGAUACUGCAGCCCCAAACACAACCAGCAGGCCCCGGGGGUUACGCAACACAAUGCCCACGCUGCUAUAGCUCCUACGGUAGGCCCUAACUCUAACCCGGUGGUAGAGCCAACACUAUACUGCUGUUUAGUACUGUGGUGUCCAACACAAUGCCCAUGCUGCUAUAGCUCCUACGGUAGGCCCGAACUCUAACCCGGUGGUAGAGCCAACACUAUACUGCUGUUUAGUACUGUGGUGUCCAACACAACUAUCAGGCCCCGGGGGUUAGGCAACACAAUGCCCACGCUGCUAUAGCUCCUACGGUAGGCCCUAACUCUAACCCGGUGGUAGGCCCAACACUAUACUGCUGUUUAGUACUGUGGUGUCCAACACAAUGCCCA
This is a messenger RNA of Oncorhynchus kisutch (coho salmon), 1452 nucleotides long. RefSeq names its product selenocysteine insertion sequence-binding protein 2-like. The record is from RefSeq and is a predicted model, not a curated record. Gene Ontology annotation, molecular function: selenocysteine insertion sequence binding; mRNA 3'-UTR binding; ribonucleoprotein complex binding. Bases 248 to 1264 code for a protein of 338 amino acids. NCBI's taxonomy places the organism in Eukaryota, Metazoa, Chordata, Actinopteri, Salmoniformes, Salmonidae. Gene Ontology annotation, cellular component: ribonucleoprotein complex; mitochondrion. The transcript is spliced from 6 exons.